GCAAAGAUGUCCGCGCUCAUUUGAAAACCUGCGGUAGCCAAAUCCAGAGUUUGGCACCUGAUUCAUGUUUUUUUUAUGUUGACACCGUUCACGACGUUGUGCUGACGCAAGACUCACACACAGGAAACAUAAAGGACUCCACGACAAGAGCCAGACUAUUCCGUACUAUCAGAAAUAAUGCUGAUAUCUGGAACUCAUGUCGGAAGUCGUGUAUGAAGAGACAGCCACGAUGAUCGCAGCAGGGGAAUUGCAGUCGUUUGUCCCGUUCGGCCGCGAGCACUGCAGGAACCAUCCAAACGCCUUCAACCUGCAGCUCAGAGAGCUCCAGCCUGCCUCCGAGCUCUGGUCGUCAGAUGGCGCCGCCGGCCUGGUCGGGUCGCUGCAGGAAGUCAGUCUGCAGGAGAGAGAGAGGGAAUGCUGGCAGCUUAGGAAGGGCUGCAAGGGAAUCGGGGAGGAAGAUGUGGAGUUUGAAGAGGAGCUCUACACAGCAGGAACUGUGGUCGUCUGGAGCCAGGGCAGCCGGACACAAGCCUCCAACGUCUAUAAGGCCUUCACUGUCGACAGCCCGGUGCAGCAGGCCUUAUGGUGUACAUUUGCUGUUCCUCACAACAAGAAAGAUGAAGAGGAAGUGGAGCAGACAGUCUGUAUCGUCCAGAGUAGCUGUGUCAACGUGCACACCAUAACUGGGAAGGAUUUCAUCUCACCACUACCUUUCCAGGUGUCAAAUGUCUGGGCGACAAAGUUUGGACUUUUGUUAGAACGAAAAAACUCAGCGACAGACUCACAACUCCCCGGGGAAUCUCUCCCCACAGUCUUCAGCAUGCUGCAUCCUCUCGACGAGAUUGCACCAAUAGUGUGUAAACCUACAGGUCUGUUUGAAAGCUCCCGUGUGCAGUAUGCAUCGGAUGCCACCAUGAAGAUAGUGUUCAGCUGCUGCCAGCCCUCUAUAGUUGUCUCCUAUGACACUGUACAGGGAAUACACUCUGUCUGGGCCCUGCGCAAAGUCACACAGGAUGAGCGAUUUUCAGUCCUGCGGUGUACAGCAGAUCCAGUUGGCACUCCUUUGGGUCUGAUGGCAUCGGGCUUACUGACCUCUCACCUCCGUAUCUCACGCUUGGACUCCCCCGUAGGCAGUGGGGCGACCGGGCUCGGCCCAGGAACAGCAACAAGUUGUGCCAUUGGUACCAGCUCUCCUCUCCACUACAGCGCUCUGCACAGCCACCAGAGCAGAAUCAUGACGACUUCACCAGGGAUACACUCCCGGGUUCACUCCCCGAGUAUAUCCAACAUGGCUGCCCUCAGCCGGGCCCAUCCUCCAGGCAUGGCGACUCCAUCCUUUUCUGGUGCGGCUCGUUUCAACACGUCCUUCCACAGCCCGUCCCCCAGGGGGCACCACGGCCUGCUGACCUCUGCCAACAGCACGGUCAACGAGACGCUGCUGGUGCCGGAGAUGGAGCCCAUCGUGCCCGACCUGUGCAUCGAGCAGCUGUGGAGCGAGACCGUCACAGCUGGGUGUUACAGGGAGAUGAGCAGCCAGGCAUCUAAAGUAUUUCUGACCUCUGACCUCUGUGAGAACCACUACCUCUGUUUCCUGGUGGAGUCUCACCAGCAGCUCAGAUGUGUGAAGUUUUUUGAAAGCAACAAUUCGUCUCAGCUGAUCUUCACAUCUGUCACGACGAUCCCUGCCAAAGACGCAGAGCCUCUGCAGAAUAUCGAUGCCAUGCUGGUGCUGGAGGCCUGUGGCAGUCUGGUUCUCUACACAGGAAUCACCAGGGUCAGUAAGGUGUUCGUCCCCGGCCUCCUGUCGCCCACCUUCAGCCUGACCAACCACGUGUCUCACUUCAGCUCAGCGAUGGAGAACGUUAGCACGCCGACUAACGCUGGUAGCAGGCACCUCCAAAGACUGGAUGAGGGCAUCAUGCCGUCACCAGUGUCUGAGCUGAGGGGUCCAAACAUUAAACACCACGAAGGUUCAUUUUUGGAUGAUUACAAUUUCCAACAUACCACGCCCUACAUCCAUGCGCUGCGGGACCCCGUCUGCAACCGGGUCACUUUGGAACUAAGCAGUGGCACAAUGCUGAGGAUCUCCAUCCCAGAGAUCGCUACCUCAGAGCUCGUGAGGAAAUGCCUGCAGGCCAUUCGUUUCAUCCUGCCCAAGGAAGCUGCCAUGAAGGUUUUGGUGAAGUGGUAUAACAUCUACAACGCGCCCGGGGGUCCGAGUGCUCACGCAGAGUGGAACCUGUUUGUCACCUGCUUCAUGACGCUGAUGGGCUACAACACUGAGCGCCUGGCGUGGACACGAAACCUGCAUUUUGAAGUGCCUCUCUCUCCGGUGAUUGCUGCUAAGAAGGCACGUCCCUCUGAUGGAGGCUCUGAAGAGGACCUGGACUACCUGUUAGGGUCUCACUACCACCGGCAGAUUAAUUCCCAACCUAUCUGCUCCAACAAUGCUCUCACUACAGAAAAUAUGUCCUCUACCCCCAUUCCCUCUCUGAAGUUGGACAGUUCGGCUCCUCUCUUCCCUCACAUUCCCGCUCUUUUCUACGUUCUCCAUCUGCUCUACCAGGAGCUGCAGCUGGACGAGCUGCAGAGAGCGAGAGCCUCAUCGCUGGUCUGUCUGCUGCAACAGCUGGCGAGAGACCUCCAGUUGGAUGAGUAUGUGGAUCUGUACUGGAGAGACUACCCCUCCUUAAUAAGUGGCUUCACUGAGAGUUGCGUCAUAGACCAGGCUCUGAUUGGUCAGAUGCAGCGUCCGUCCUUCCUGACGGAGGAGCCUCCCUGCGUGCUCAGCUGGCUCAGCAGCUGUCUGAGAGGAGAGGAAGUCCCGCCUUUCCCCUGCCUGCCCGGCAUCUGCCACAGGACCCGGCUGCUGGUUCUGAGUUAUGCUCUCUACAUCAUUGGAAAUGAACGAGCUACUUCAACGGAUAAAUCAAAAUACCUGGCCAAGCUUUCUGCAGGCCAGAAGAACUGUGCCAGUGAACCGCAGUACAGGAGACAAAGCAGUGUGAAAGUUCAGUUUUCCAGUGAGAGUCUGGCUGAGCAGCUGGUGGUGUGGCUCACCUCAGAAGGUUUCACCCUGAAGGACCUGGAGUCGGUUCCCUUCGGUGUGGCUCUGCCAAUCAGAGAGGCCAUCUACCGCUGCCGGGAGCGACCGUGCUCUGAUUGGUCAGAGGAGGUCUGUCUGCUGAUUGGGCGACAGGAUCUGACUAAACAAGCACACAAGAUGUCCCUGGCCAAAAACAAAGCUUCUGUUGGUUCAGGUCUCUCCUUGGAGCCUCCUGCGACCACAGAAGCAGACGAGGAGGAAGACGGGAUGUCGGACAUUAUUCAAGAGGUCACAGGGCUGAUCUGGAGUCAGGAUCUGAGGGUCCAGGAGGUGAGGAGGCUGCUGCAGAGCUCCAGGCCGGUCCGGGUCAGUGUCGUCCAGCUACCAGAGGUCUCUGAUCACGAGUACAUAGAGGAGAAAGAGAACAAACUCCUGCAGUUGUGCCAGAGGACCAUGGCUCUUCCUGUUGGCCGAGGCCUCUUCACCCUCUUCUCUUAUCACCCUGUACUAACAGAACCUUUACCUGUCCCAAAACUCAACCUGACAGGCCGAGCCCCUCCUAGGAACACCAUGGUGGAUCUGAACAGCGGGAACAUUGAUGUUCCUCCCAACAUGACCAGCUGGCCCAGCUUCCACAACGGAGUAGCUGCCGGACUCAAAAUAGCCCCGGCUUCGCAGGUGGACUCGGCCUGGAUUGCCUACAACAAGCCAAAGGUCCCUGAGCUGGCCAAUGAGUACGCCGGCUUCCUCAUGGCCCUGGGCCUCAACGGACACCUCACCAAGCUGGCAACGCUCAACAUACAUGACUACCUCACCAAGGGUCACGAGAUGACCAGUAUUGGGCUCCUUCUGGGUGUGUCUUCAGCCAAACUGGGCACCAUGGACAUGUCAAUCACUCGCCUCCUUAGUAUUCACAUCCCUGCUCUUCUCCCACCAACCUCCACCGAGCUGGAUGUACCACACAAUGUUCAGGUUGCUGCUGUAAUCGGCAUCGGUCUGGUGUACCAGGGAACAGGACACAGACACAACGCUGAAGUCUUGCUCUCUGAGAUAGGUCGACCUCCAGGUCCAGAGAUGGAGUACUGCACUGACAGAGAGUCCUAUUCCCUCGCUGCAGGACUGGCUCUGGGCAUGGUGUGUCUGGGGCAUGGCAGUAACCUGAUCGGGAUGACGGACCUGAACGUCCCGGAGCAGCUGUAUCAGUACAUGGUGGGGGGGCACCGCAGGGCUCAGGCCGGGGCCAGCAAGGAGAGACACAAGUCCCCCAGCUACCAGAUCAAGGAGGGUGACACUAUAAAUGUAGACGUGACGUGUCCAGGGGCAACGCUGGCCCUCGCCAUGAUCUACCUCAAGACCAACAACAAGUCCAUCGCUGAUUGGCUGAAACCUCCAGACACCUGGUUCCUGUUGGACUUCAUCAAGCCAGAGUUUCUGCUGCUGAGGACUCUUGCUCGGUGUAUUAUAAUGUGGGAUGAAAUCCUCCCAAAUACUAAGUGGGUCAAGAGUAACAUACCCCAGAUCAUGAGGGGGACCUUUGUCCCUUCAGAAGACAUUAACAUGGAGACAAUGGCCCAAGCUCAGGACUACAUCACAGCCGGGGCCUGCAUGGCGUUGGGUUUGCGUUUUGCCGGCUCUGCCAACUCCGACGCCUUUGACUGCCUUUACGAGUUUGCGCGAAACUUCAUGAAGAUCAUGUCCUUCGCUGGUACAGCUGCAGUUCAGACGGGUUACUACAACCUGCAGACCGGCCUGUCCAUGAUUCUGCUGGCGAUGUCCAUGGUGAUGUCCGGCACCGGGAACCUGAAGGUCCUGCAGCUCUGUCGCUUCUUCCACAAGAGGACCGGCGGAGAGAUGAACUACGGCUUCCACAUGGCUCACCACAUGGCACUGGGCCUGCUGUUCCUGGGAGGUGGCAGGUACACCCUGAGCACCUCCAAUUCAGCCAUCGCCGCUCUGCUCUGCGCCCUGUACCCACACUUUCCUGCUCACAGCACCGACAACCGCUACCACCUGCAGGCCCUGCGGCACCUGGCUGUUCUGGCUGCAGAGCCGCGGCUGCUGGUGCCCGUGGACGUGGACUCUCUGAAGCCCUGCUACGCCCUCUUAGAGGUCACCUACAAGAAGACAAAGUGGUACGACGAGACGACUGUAGAACUGAUGGCUCCCACCAUGCUUCCUGAGCUGCACCUCCUCAAAAAGGUAAAGGUAAAGGGGCCGAGAUACUGGGAACUUUCCGUAGACCUCAGCAAAGAAACACAGCAUCUAAAGUCCAUCCUGUGCAGAGAUGGCGUGUUGUACGUGAAGCUGCGGGCCGGACAGCUGCCCUACAAGGACGACCCUCAGGGCUGGAAGAGCCUGCUGGCUUCAACCGUCAACCACCGCAACUCUGGAGUCAGAGCCUUCAAGCCUGAAGCCAUCUCUACGUUCACCUCAGAGCCGGCCUUGGUCUCAUUUGCAGAGUUCUUCUGUAAAACAUCUGAAGAAAUAAAACAAAGAGAUGAUACUCUCGUGUUGUUCUCGGCGAUGCUGUAUGAAUGUGUGACGCAGGAAUGUCCAGAGAUGCUGCCCACCUAUAUUGCUAUUGAGCAGGCGGUGGGUGCUCUGCGUCGGAGGGAUCUGCUCCAGACCUUCCCCCUGUGGCAGAUGCGUCUGGUGGUGGAGCUGUGGGACAGCCGAGUGCAGCGGGGGCCCAACAACCGCCACGACGCGCUGCUCACCUCCGAGUUCCUGCCCGUCAUGAAGAACAUGGUGGAUGUGGCACUGGACAGCUGGCUCAAAGAGAACAGCUCAGUGUUGAGGUCCUACAUGAGGGGCGAGGCCCUCCCUCAGAACGGACAGUCCAUGGCGCUGGCCUGCUUCCUGGUGUACCGCUCCAUCCCCUGCCUCAGGAACACACACACUCAGCUGGAGAGCUGCAGCUCUCUGGGAGAUUUGUUGUCUCGUAGCAGCCAGUUGAGGAUCCCUCUCAGAGAUCUACUGCGACUGGUUCCCGUCCUGCUGGGCUCUGCCUCCGGAGCAUUCCCUCUGCAAGCAUUUUGAUCCCGAUGCUCAGUGCUAGUCACCUGGCUAGCUACCUCUCACAGGUGCUCUUCGUAACCUUACGUUCCCACUGCGAGCACAGGUAGUAUCUGAUAUCUGUAACACCUGUGAGUGUGUGCAGGAAGGGGAACAACGUAACGGCUGUCCUGCCUCUUGAGAUGAACUGUUUGGAGAACACAGACUUUGUUUCCUUCUCAGUCACUAAUUAGUAGAGUUUUGUAAAAUAAUGUUGCUAUUUAGUUAGUUUUUUACAGCAUGAAGACAUUAGGCUGCAGUAAUGAUGCAGCACAUGUGCCAUUUCUUUGGUUCAACAAAUCCAGUACGGUGACUUUUUUUAGAUGGGUGCCUCUUCCUCAAUGUUCCAACAGAAAACACAUUUUCUCCACCGCCAAACAAGGACAGAAAGGACCGGUCAGUACACGAUGGAAGGAUUCGCCUGUAGUUGUAUUGAUGUUGCCUGUGAGCUCAGGCCACUGUGUUCUGUCGACGAGAAGACAGGGGCUAUCAAAUAAAAAAAGUACCUGCACACUUGA
This is a messenger RNA of Trematomus bernacchii (emerald rockcod), 6618 nucleotides long. It is a transcript of the gene anapc1, whose product is annotated as anaphase promoting complex subunit 1. NCBI's taxonomy places the organism in Eukaryota, Metazoa, Chordata, Actinopteri, Perciformes, Nototheniidae. The record is from RefSeq and is a predicted model, not a curated record. Gene Ontology annotation, biological process: anaphase-promoting complex-dependent catabolic process; protein K11-linked ubiquitination; metaphase/anaphase transition of mitotic cell cycle. Gene Ontology annotation, molecular function: molecular adaptor activity. Gene Ontology annotation, cellular component: anaphase-promoting complex.